GCAAUGGACCUCACCACGACCGUUGCUGUAUUUAUAAUGAAAGCAACUUGGUGGAUGGUGUUUAUUGUCUCCCAAUAGGACACUGGAUUGAGGCCACUGGGCACACCAAUGAGAUGAAGCACACAACAGACUUCUAUUUUAAUAUUGCAGGCCACCAAGCCAUGCACUAUUCAAGAAUUCUACCGAAUAUCUGGCUGGGGAGCUGCCCUCGUCAAGUGGAGCAUGUAACCAUCAAACUGAAGCAUGAGUUGGGGGUUACAGCUGUAAUGAAUUUCCAGACUGAAUGGGAUAUUGUACAGAAUUCCUCAGGCUGUAACCGCUACCCAGAGCCCAUGACCCCAGAUACCAUGAUCAAGCUCUAUAAGGAAGUAGGCUUGGUCUACAUCUGGAUGCCGACCCCAGAUAUGAGCACUGAAGGCCGAGUUCAGAUGCUGCCGCAGGCCGUGUGCCUCCUCCACGCACUGCUCGAGAACGGACACGUCGUGUACGUGCACUGCAACGCCGGGGUGGGCAGGUCCACCGCCGCCGUGUGCGGCUGGCUCCAGUACGUGAUGGGCUGGAGCCUGAGGAAGGUGCAGUACUUCCUCAUGGCCAAGAGGCCGGCUGUGUACAUUGAUGAAGACGCCUUGGUCCGGGCGGAAGGUGAUUUUUUUCAGAAAUUUGGGAAGGUUCGUUCUUCCAUAUGUAGUGUGUAGAUGGCCCAUCUGCCUCCCCACCCUCCCAAUGUCCUUGGGAACCCGGUUUCCUAAAGUGACGUCAGUGGAAUGUCCUCCAAACAAAGAUCCCACCAGAACUGAAAAGACUGGUCACUUGGCUUUUCGCACAGCCCGCCCCCAUAUGUCUGGGUCUAACUUUCUAUUAUGCUUUGGUUGGACUGCAUUUUCUUUGAAAUAUUGUACAAUGGAAGCUAUGAGAAAAAGCCACAAGCAAUUGGGCCGUGCAGUGUCCUAGCAAAAGACAGAAAAGUAAUGCGUGAAAUUCCUGUUGCCCGCCCACAGACCAGCCCUUCGCUUUACAGAUGCUGGAUUUGUUGUGUGACUUAACAACCACACGUUCUUGCUGCAUUGUAAUGUGACAGGCAAGGCUGUAGAUUUGAUUACUUGUGUGUUCAUACACACGCGGGGGCACGCGCACACACAGACACACGCAUUGCUUUCCCGUUCAGCUGAAUUGAAAUGACAAAACGAGAGGUGCUCAGUUGCCGGAGAAGGGAAUGGGGGAGAGGCCUGGACUGUGAGAGAGGAAGAGCUCACAUGACUGAAGUGAUGGCUUUCUAGACUUCCCGUUGGCAUCCUGCUUCACAGUUGUUAAGUUGGCUCCCGGGAAUCCCUUCCUUCUCCACCCACAGCCUGUGUGACAACCACGGUAGUGACUGUCUCUCUGCUUGUUGCAACUGAGGCUCAAGGAGCACUGACAGCUUGCCCAAGGUCUCAUGGUGAGUCAGGGGCCAGCUGGUGUUUAAGACCCACGUGUAGGUGACUCAGUGCUUUCAACACAACUUGUCAUUUCGGCCAAUGUAGUGGAUUCUGUUUCUCUUAGAACAAGGUCAGUUUUUCUGCAGCAGUUUCUACAGUGAGAAAUGGAACAUCAUUGUGAUUCAUUGCCAAAGACUUUGGGAAAGUGGUUAUGUUUUGUGCAACUUGAUUUCAAACAUGGUAGGCUGUCUCCGCACCCAAGUGGCCUGAGCCAUAGCGCAAGAGAGGAGCCGUCCUGCCAAAAGAACCCAAAUCUAUGAAUAACUAUUGGACAGCGUAGGAGUGAUCCUGUUUCAGCCCUCAGUUUAAAACUCUCCAUAGUUACUGUGCCACCAGGAUACGAGACAUUGUACCCUAAGUUUCAUAAAAAGUACGAAGAUCACACAGAAACAGCCCUGUGUUCAAUCAACCACACCGCGGGAUUGAGCCAGGAAUGAUAUGCCAGAACAGGGGAAGGAGAAGUGACUUUAUUGUGUGUCUCCUAUGUGCCAAGUGCUUUGCAAUUCUAAUUUAACCUUCACAGCACCCUCUGAGGAUGGUUCCUUACUUCCCAUAUACAGACAAGGAAACGAAGGCUCAGGUACUUAAACCAACUGCCCAGCAGCACAUGGUGAAUAAAUAGAUGAAAUGAAAUACAAAGCUCGGUUUGUCUGAUUCAAUGCCUAUGCUUUUCCUAUUAAACUACAAUGCCUGUUUACUUUU
Messenger RNA from Suricata suricatta (meerkat), 2177 nucleotides. RefSeq names its product EPM2A glucan phosphatase, laforin (gene EPM2A). Gene Ontology annotation, biological process: protein dephosphorylation. Gene Ontology annotation, molecular function: carbohydrate phosphatase activity; protein tyrosine phosphatase activity; protein tyrosine/serine/threonine phosphatase activity. The record is from RefSeq and is a predicted model, not a curated record. The transcript has 3 exons. Bases 114 to 695 code for a protein of 193 amino acids. Gene Ontology annotation, cellular component: nucleus; cytoplasm. NCBI's taxonomy places the organism in Eukaryota, Metazoa, Chordata, Mammalia, Carnivora, Herpestidae.